Messenger RNA from Neurospora tetraspora, 1041 nucleotides. RefSeq lists its product as uncharacterized. The record is from RefSeq and is a predicted model, not a curated record. The transcript is spliced from 2 exons. Bases 1 to 1041 code for a protein of 346 amino acids. Gene Ontology annotation, biological process: rRNA processing. NCBI's taxonomy places the organism in Eukaryota, Fungi, Ascomycota, Sordariomycetes, Sordariales, Sordariaceae. Gene Ontology annotation, molecular function: snoRNA binding.
AUGGCACCAAGGACUCGAGGCCAAACAGCAAGGGAGAACUCCCCCGAAAAGGCUGCUGCCACUCCCGCAAAGGCACCUCGUGCAACCAAGGCUGCGGCCAAGAAGAACACCCCCAGGAAGACUGCUUUGAAGAGGGCGGCUGAGAUUGUAGAGACUGAGCAGGUGGAGGUUGAGAGCACGGUUCAGACACCCUUGAAGGAGUCAUCGACAGAAUCCUCCGUCUCGAUCAGGAGUACCAAGCACGUCGAGAUCGAGAUCCCUAUCCCAACAUCGGCCGCCAAGACACAGGACCCUGAUACAACAAUGGAAGGAGAAUCGCAACUAUUCCAGACCCCAACCGAGCAGCCGCGGGGAAAGCACAUCACAUUUGACGAAAGCGAGCAGGAGGAGUUUGUCACGCCAAGAGAGGCGCCGGCUGUCAACCCGUUGGAAGAGAGCUUGAAGGCGAAGAAGGAAGAGCAGAAGCAAAGUGAGGAGGAUUCGGAAGAGGAGGACAGUGACGACGAAGCUCCUGAGGCGGUCUCUACUAAUGCGGCUCAGGCCAAAUCUUUGGAGGCUGAGAAGGCUGCCCAACGGGCCGCCGAGCAGAAAGCUGCUGCGGAGAAGAAGAGACGCCAAGAGCGCGAUGCCAUCCUCAAGGAGCAAGCAAAGUCCAAGAAGCGCGCCGCCAAGAAGGUUGAGCAACCGAGUGAGGACGAAGCCGAGUCAGAGGCUGAGGAGGAUGCUGCGGCGGCAUUGCCCGAGAAGAGGAAGCGGGAGAUCCCGAAGCUGCUUCCCCUUGAGCUUUUGGAGUCUGACGAUGAAGACGACGAGGCUCCUCAGAGGUCAGAUUCAGCCGAUGGAGCUAAGAGGAGAAAGGUGGUUCGUGAAGCCAAGGGUCCCAAGGACGAGAAGGUCGGUUCGACAGUGUUCAGAGUUGUGCCGAACAACACAAACCAGAGCCUGGCGCCCAAGGUGAAGAGGCAAGCGUUGAACCUCAAGGAGACCCUCCUGCUCCGAAACAGGAAGCCGCAAGUGAAGAGCGGGUUCUUUAGGCGGUAA